GGAACUUUUCAGUUUUAUUUUAUGGAUCACCCGGCUUCAAUCCCACUUGCUGUGCUCAGUCUCCUGUUGGUGUUCAGUCUACAAGUGAGAGCACAGACUUACAGUGAGUGCUGUUCAAAUGGAAUAAGAUUGGCUUCAGAGACAUUUGAAUGUGACGCUCUGCCCCAAUCGGAUUUGCCUUACUGCAGUUUGGCGCAGGAAACCUGCUGUCUGGUGAAGCUGGAGGAUAUACAGUGUUUCAAUGGCAAAAACAUGGCCAGUGUCAACCAGACGUGUGAUACACAAGCCCCGAACAUGUGCCAAACCACGAAGAGAUGCUGUCAAUGUUGCCUGCUGGGUAAACAUGCCCAAGACCAGCAGCUCGGCUGUGAGGCAGCCCAGUUCCUUGAAUACAAUUGUAGGCAGAUCUACAGAGAAUGCUGUGAUGGAGAGGAGACUACCUCUACCAAUCCAUUGCCAGACAAUAAUACACUGCGAGAUCCAGCUCUGGGCACGGGUAUGAAUUCAGACGAGGUAGAAGAAGUCUGGGAAGCAACACAAGAGGUGGAAGAUCCUUUCUUGAACGAUCGAUGCAGGGGCGGUGGUCCCUGCAAGCAGCAGUGCACUGACACAGGAACCACAGUUAUCUGCACUUGUGAUGUGGGGUAUAAACUGAAGGCUGAUGGGAUCACAUGUGAAGAUCUUAACGAAUGCCUGACCAGCAAACACCAGUGCCAGACUGGAGAGCGUUGCAUUAAUACUGUUGGGUCCUACCGAUGCCAGCGUGAGAUCAGCUGUGGCACAGGCUAUGAACUGACCGAAAACAACCAAUGCAGGGAUAUUGAUGAAUGUGAGACUGGAACCCACAACUGUGGGUUUAACUUCCUCUGUCAGAACACACAAGGAUCAUUCCGCUGCCGGCCAAAGAUGCAGUGUGGAACUGGAUUUCUGCAAGAUGCUCAAGGGAGCUGCAUUGAUAUCGAUGAGUGUGUCAGCUCCGCCAGGGCCUGCCGCGCUGGAUACAACUGCUUCAAUACCAUUGGCUCAUUCGUCUGUCAGCGUAACAACGUGAACUGUGGCCGAGGUUACAGGUUCUCUGAUGAUGCUUCUCGGUGUGUGGAUAUUGAUGAAUGUGUAGCAAGGAGCAACCCCUGUGGAGAAGGUCACUUCUGUGUGAAUUCUCCUGGCAGUUAUCGCUGCGAGUGCAGGAUUGGCUACUUCUUUGACAGCAUUUCUAGAUCGUGUAUUGAUGAAAACGAGUGCAGACACUACCCGGGACGCCUCUGCGCCCAUAACUGUGAGAACACGCAAGGCUCCUACCACUGCAGCUGCAGCAAAGGUUUCAAGCUCUCGAUCGACAAAAGGAACUGUGAAGAUGUGAACGAGUGUGAGGGCAAUCCCUGCAGUCAAGAAUGUGCAAAUAUGUAUGGCUCGUACCAGUGCUACUGCCGCUCUGGUUACAGGCUCAGUGACACAGAUGGGAUAACCUGCGAAGAUAUCGAUGAGUGCGCAUUGCCUGCAGGAGGCAAUAUCUGCUCCUACCGUUGUAUCAACGUUCCUGGCAGCUUCAAGUGCUCCUGCCCAUCAACUGGCUACAAUCUCGCUCAAAACGGACGUAGCUGUCAAGAUAUCGAUGAAUGCAUCACAGGAAGGCACGACUGCUCUGACCGGGAAAGCUGUUUCAACGUUCAAGGCAGCUUCCGCUGCAUGGCCUUCAAGUGCCCAGAAAACUAUCGGAAGUCUUCAGAAACAGCAACUGCUGAUGGGACAGAGACUUUUCGAUGCAUAAAGUUUUGUCGUCCAAAUGAUGCCGUCUGCAUUCUGGAUCCAGUCAAUACAAUUUCCGACACUGUGAUCUCUCUUCCAACCUACAGAGAUUUUACAGAAGCAAUAGAGAUCAUCUUCCUCCGGGCGUCAUCUUCAAACUUCCCCAAAGCCCAGGCAGAGAUUAUGUUCCGCAUUACUGACGGAAAUUUCCACAACUCCUUUGAUAUUCUGAAACGAAAAGAAGGCUCCCUAACAGUGGGUAUUGUUCGAAUGGUGAAGCCAAUUAUCGGACCAUACUCGGGGAUCUUAAAGCUGGAAAUGGACUACUACUUGUCAGGGCAGCUCUCUCACCGCAAUGUCGUGAAUGUGCACAUCUACAUCUCAGAAAACUGGUUCUAAAGACUUCUCACCCGCAAAAGGUAACCUGCAUCACCACAAGGGAAACCACUGCUGCCCACUACUAAUCACUGCAUAUUACACAAAACAUCAGUCACUUUUCUCCCCAGACGCAAGGAUGCUUCAGGCAGUCUUGUAUUCUUACUUAACUUGAGCUCUGCUUUUCCUCUGCUGUUUAGUAUUUUUGAAUAAAACUUUGUUGAAAUGUAUUCAUUAGAAUUAUCUUGAGAGGAUCUUUUAAAAGAAACUUGAGUAGAUUGGUGAAUAUGCAGGAGUUGGGAGUAACCGAGAGACCAUGAGCAUCUUUGUCCCAAAGACACCAUCCGCAGGUAACACAAUGGUGUGUUUGUGACUCAGGCAUUUAGUGUGAGUUAAUCUGAGUUUGUCAAAGUCUGUGGUCCUUGAAUAAAUUGUGCCUCAGUACAACAGUUUGCAUCAUUUCACCGGAGGAACCAAUUCAGUAAAUAAAAUCUGAAACAAGUGAUAGUAUGUGUUGUACAGCAACAUUCACAAUCUGCCUUGGCUUAUAGAUAUGAAAAAAUAAACCAAAAGUUUCCUGCUGUGCUCCCAAAUGUAACUGCAUUAAGAACAGCAGCGAUUGUCCUGCUGUCAUUGAAUUGAUAUAUUAUAGAUAUCUUCACAUUCGUGUUAAAGCUUGAUGAUGAACAAAAGAUGUGGAAUUGUUUGCUUAGCUUCCCAAUGCCUUUUUCCAAUUAUCCUGUCUGAGACUGUAGGGCUCCUAUUCCCAGUGUUUGACUUGCCUGCUCAGUUAGAUAAGCCUGCACACAAAAUCUCACUGGGGAAAUAAUCUCUGUAAUAUUUGCCUGUGCUGCCCUCACAAUAUGUUAUGCGUCAAUCACAUACAUUUUCAUUUAUUAAUCCUGUUUCAUAUAAUGCUGCAGAGUACUCCGCUCCAGUCAUGGGGGAAACUUUUUUUUAAAAGUAUUUUAGUAUGUUUAAUGUUUAUGUACAGACCAUUGUAUAAUGGAGAAUAACCACUGCUGGAAUGGGUGGGAGUCCCCGAGGUAACUAUGUUUGAUGAUUCUCAGACUCAGCCCCAGUGGACAGUCAACGUUUAGGUUUGCCUCAGUUGAACAUUGAAAAUUUUAGAGCGAAUGCAAUUUCUGCAGUAAGAUUGCAUUAAUCAUGAUGGCUGAGAUCUUGUUUUAAUUGACUGUGUACAUUGAUGUUGGGUAACUGGUGGUACAGACACACUCAUUCAGUACACAUGAGGGGUCUGUUGUUUAUGUAUAAAAAAAUCAAUAAACUUUUAAUCGAA
This is a messenger RNA of Callorhinchus milii (elephant shark), 3421 nucleotides long. RefSeq names its product fibulin 1 (gene fbln1). The coding region runs from base 22 to 2145 and encodes 707 amino acids. The record is from RefSeq and is a predicted model, not a curated record. Gene Ontology annotation, cellular component: extracellular region. NCBI's taxonomy places the organism in Eukaryota, Metazoa, Chordata, Chondrichthyes, Chimaeriformes, Callorhinchidae. Gene Ontology annotation, biological process: extracellular matrix organization. The transcript has 17 exons. Gene Ontology annotation, molecular function: peptidase activator activity; calcium ion binding.